Messenger RNA from Nicotiana tabacum (common tobacco), 2461 nucleotides. NCBI's taxonomy places the organism in Eukaryota, Viridiplantae, Streptophyta, Magnoliopsida, Solanales, Solanaceae. The record is from RefSeq and is a predicted model, not a curated record.
UCCUCAUUUAAAUUCAGCUCAAUUUCACCUCCAUAAUAUAUACACACACUCUCUCCAUUUUCACUCACUCCUUAUCACCAAACAAUUCUUGGGUGUUUGAAUAUAUACCCGAAAUAAUUUCCUCUCUGUAUCAAGAAUCAAACAGAUCUGAAUUGAUUUGUCUGUUUUUUUUUCUUGAUUUUGUUAUAUGGAAUGACGGAUUAUAGAAUACCAACGAUGACUAAUAUAUGGAGCAAUACUACAUCCGAUGAUAAUAUGAUGGAAGCUUUUUUAUCUUCUGAUCCGUCGUCGUUUUGGCCCGGAACAACUACUACACCAACUCCCCGGAGUUCAGUUUCUCCAGCGCCGGCGCCGGUGACGGGGAUUGCCGGAGACCCAUUAAAGUCUAUGCCAUAUUUCAACCAAGAGUCACUGCAACAGCGACUCCAGACUUUAAUCGAUGGGGCUCGCAAAGGGUGGACGUAUGCCAUAUUUUGGCAAUCGUCUGUUGUGGAUUUCGCGAGCCCCUCGGUUUUGGGGUGGGGAGAUGGGUAUUAUAAAGGUGAAGAAGAUAAAAAUAAGCGUAAAACGGCGUCGUUUUCGCCUGACUUUAUCACGGAACAAGCACACCGGAAAAAGGUUCUCCGGGAGCUGAAUUCUUUAAUUUCCGGCACACAAACCGGUGGUGAAAAUGAUGCUGUAGAUGAAGAAGUAACUGAUACUGAAUGGUUUUUUCUGAUUUCCAUGACACAAUCGUUUGUUAACGGAAGCGGGCUUCCGGGCCUGGCGAUGUAUAGUUCAAGCCCGAUUUGGGUUACUGGAACAGAGAGAUUAGCUGUUUCUCACUGUGAACGGGCCCGACAGGCCCAAGGUUUCGGGCUUCAGACUAUUGUUUGUAUUCCUUCAGCUAAUGGUGUUGUUGAGCUCGGGUCAACUGAGUUGAUAUUCCAGACUGCUGAUUUAAUGAACAAGGUUAAAGUUUUGUUUAAUUUUAAUAUUGAUAUGGGUGCGACUACGGGCUCAGGAUCGGGCUCAUGUGCUAUUCAGGCCGAGCCCGAUCCUUCAGCCCUUUGGCUGACUGAUCCGGCUUCUUCAGUUGUGGAAGUCAAGGAUUCGUCGAAUACAGUUCCUUCAAGGAAUACCAGUAAGCAACUUGUGUUUGGAAAUGAGAAUUCUGAAAAUGGUAAUCAAAAUUCUCAGCAAACACAAGGAUUUUUCACUAGGGAGUUGAAUUUUUCCGAAUAUGGAUUUGAUGGAAGUAAUACUCGGUAUGGAAAUGGGAAUGCGAAUUCUUCGCGUUCUUGCAAGCCUGAGUCUGGUGAAAUCUUGAAUUUUGGUGAUAGUACUAAGAGGAGUGCUUGCAGUGCAAAUGGGAGCUUGUUUUCGGGCCAAUCACAGUUCGGGCCCGGGCCUGCGGAGGAGAACAAGAACAAGAACAAGAAAAGGUCACCUGCAUCAAGAGGAAGCAACGAUGAAGGAAUCCUUUCAUUUGUUUCGGGUGUGAUUUUGCCAAGUUCAAACACGGGGAAGUCCGGUGGAGGUGGCGAUUCGGAUCAAUCAGAUCUCGAGGCUUCGGUGGUGAAGGAGGCGGAUAGUAGUAGAGUUGUAGACCCCGAGAAGAAGCCGAGGAAACGAGGGAGGAAACCGGCUAACGGGAGAGAGGAGCCAUUGAAUCAUGUGGAGGCAGAGAGACAAAGGAGGGAGAAAUUGAAUCAAAGAUUCUAUGCACUUAGAGCUGUUGUACCAAAUGUGUCAAAAAUGGAUAAAGCAUCACUUCUUGGUGAUGCAAUUGCAUUUAUCAAUGAGUUGAAAUCAAAGGUUCAGAAUUCUGACUCAGAUAAAGAGGACUUGAGGAACCAAAUCGAAUCUUUAAGGAAUGAAUUAGCCAACAAGGGAUCAAACUAUACCGGUCCUCCCCCGUCAAAUCAAGAACUCAAGAUUGUAGAUAUGGACAUCGACGUUAAGGUGAUCGGAUGGGAUGCUAUGAUUCGUAUACAAUCUAAUAAAAAGAACCAUCCAGCCGCGAGGUUAAUGACCGCUCUCAUGGAAUUGGACUUAGAUGUGCACCAUGCUAGUGUUUCAGUUGUCAACGAGUUGAUGAUCCAACAAGCGACUGUGAAAAUGGGAAGCCGGCUUUACACGCAAGAACAACUUCGGAUAUCAUUGACAUCCAGAAUUGCUGAAUCGCGAUGAAGAGAAAUACAGUAAAUGGAAAUUAUCAUAGUGAGCUCUGAAUAAUGUUAUCUUUCAUUGAGCUAUUUUAAGAGAAUUUCUCCUAUAGUUAGAUCUUGAGAUUAAGGCUACUUAAAGUGGAAAGUUGAUUGAGCUUUCCUCUUAGUUUUUGGGUAUUUUUCAACUUUUAUAUCUAGUUUGUUUUCCACAUUUUCUGUACAUAAACAUGUGAAACCAAUACUAGAUCUCAAGUUCUUGUUUUUAGUUCAUGUAAUUAGAAAUAAAUAUGCAGCUUCAUCUUUUUCUGUUA